Molecule: messenger RNA, 1183 nt
Organism: Capsicum annuum
Lineage: Eukaryota; Viridiplantae; Streptophyta; Magnoliopsida; Solanales; Solanaceae
Product: casein kinase II subunit alpha-2
Biological process (GO): protein phosphorylation
Cellular component (GO): cytosol; protein kinase CK2 complex; nucleus
Molecular function (GO): ATP binding; protein serine/threonine kinase activity
Source: RefSeq, a predicted model, not a curated record
UAAUCAUAAAAUUAUCACCUCUACUUAAUAUUUAAUACUUAUGUUACUCUUUUUUAAUUUAAAAUUUUCUUUUCACCCUUUAUUAAUUUACCCAAUUAACUUAAUUAUAAUUUAAAUGAAAUUUAAUUCAAACUUUUCUUUCAUCUCCUACUUAAUUUUCUCAAGAAAGUACAAUCUGUCGAUUACACACCACGGCGGUGGCUUCUUCACAUGGAAGCUGCGCUCAAUUUCUCCUACGUAUCACCCUAGUUUGCGUUGUCCUUGUUGCUUAUCCUACUCCAUUUGCCUCACCUCCUGAGAAUUCGGUACCUGGAGAUUCCAAUAGUUAUAAUAAUAAGACCAAUAGCUCUAAACUGGAGAUUGACGGUAAAAUUAUGUCGAAAGCUCGUGUUUACACCGAUGUUAAUGUGCUUCGUCCUAGGGAAUAUUGGGAUUAUGAAGCCCUUACUGUGCAAUGGAGUGAUCAGGAUGACUAUGAGGUUGUUCGGAAAGUUGGAAGAGGAAAAUAUAGUGAAGUUUUUGAAGGUAUAAAUGUUAACAGCAACGAGAAGUGCAUAAUCAAGAUCCUGAAACCUGUUAAGAAGAAAAAGAUCAAGAGAGAGAUCAAAAUCUUGCAGAACCUCUGUGGUGGACCAAAUGUUAUCAAACUCCUUGAUAUCGUCAGAGAUCAGCACUCAAAAACUCCAAGCUUAAUUUUCGAGUAUGUGAACAAUACAGAUUUCAAAUUACUGUACCCAACAUUAACGGAUUAUGACAUACGCUACUACAUAUAUGAGCUUCUCAAGGCACUAGACUAUUGCCAUUCACAGGGAAUAAUGCAUAGAGAUGUCAAGCCACAUAACGUUAUGAUAGAUCAUGAGUUGCGGAAGCUUCGGUUGAUAGACUGGGGUCUUGCUGAAUUUUACCAGCCAGGAAAGGAAUAUAAUGUCCGUGUGGCUUCAAGAUACUUCAAGGGCCCUGAACUUCUAGUUGACUUGCAAGACUAUGACUAUUCUUUGGACAUGUGGAGCCUUGGAUGCAUGUUUGCAGGAAUGAUCUUCCGCAAGGAACCUUUCUUCUAUGGCCAUGAUAACCAGGAUCAGCUUGUCAAAAUUGCUAAGGUACUUGGAACUGAUGAGUUGAAUGCAUAUUUGCACAAGUAUCAAUUAGAGCUUGAUCCUCAGCUGGAGGCUAUGGUUGGGAG